This is a messenger RNA of Myodes glareolus (Bank vole), 967 nucleotides long. RefSeq names its product Rac family small GTPase 3 (gene Rac3). Gene Ontology annotation, biological process: small GTPase-mediated signal transduction. Lineage: Eukaryota; Metazoa; Chordata; Mammalia; Rodentia; Cricetidae. Gene Ontology annotation, molecular function: GTP binding; GTPase activity. The record is from RefSeq and is a predicted model, not a curated record.
GCUCGGCUCGCGGCCGCGCCCGCCGCCGCCCGGCCCCGCGCCCAUGCAGGCCAUCAAGUGUGUGGUGGUCGGCGAUGGUGCCGUGGGGAAGACUUGCUUGCUGAUCAGCUACACGACCAACGCCUUCCCGGGAGAGUAUAUCCCCACAGUUUUCGACAACUACUCAGCCAACGUGAUGGUGGAUGGGAAGCCGGUCAACCUGGGUCUGUGGGACACUGCUGGCCAGGAAGACUACGAUAGACUUCGGCCACUCUCGUACCCUCAAACCGAUGUCUUUCUGAUCUGCUUCUCCCUGGUGAGCCCGGCCUCCUUUGAGAACGUCCGUGCCAAGUGGUACCCAGAGGUGCGGCACCACUGCCCCCACACACCCAUCCUUCUGGUGGGCACCAAGCUGGACCUCCGCGAUGACAAGGACACCAUUGAACGGCUGCGGGACAAGAAGCUGGCGCCCAUCACCUACCCACAAGGCCUGGCCAUGGCCCGAGAGAUCGGUUCUGUCAAAUACCUGGAGUGCUCAGCCCUGACCCAGAGAGGUCUGAAGACAGUGUUCGAUGAGGCCAUCCGGGCAGUACUCUGCCCGCCCCCAGUGAAAAAGCCAGGCAAAAAGUGCACUGUCUUCUAGAACCGGGUCUGGCCAGCCUGGCUGAAGAACCCUCGGGUCGAGCUGUCUGGUUUCCCUACGUCUGCUGUAGGAAGUGGUGUGGGUGGGGAGGGGGAGCAUGGGGACAAGGCUGGGGUGAUGGGGUCCUGUCCCCUAUGCCUCCUUUUUCUGGGAUAUAGCACCAGUCUUCCCUGGGUCCUAUGGGAGGCCAGGAGGGAGCAGGGUCUCCCUCAGGGCUGUAGGGGUGGGUCCAGGGGAGCCCCAGGAUGGGCUUCCCCGGAGGGGAGGGUGGGGGUGGGCUUUGUUCAUCAUGUCCCAGGAAAGGGCGGCCCCUUCUUAUUUUAUACAAUAAACAUUCACCACCUG